AUGGGAUGUCAACAUGAGGAUAGUGUGGCUGGUCGUUUUGAAAAGGUUAUUGCGCUUUUUCUGGAUGGAAUCCCUCGGCCUUUUGUUCGGGUUGAGCCCGAAGUGAAAUAUGGUGUCACAUUUGAUUUCAGCCUGUUUGGGUUCUCACCAGAUUACACGGGCCAGACAGAAACGGUGCUUUUUCCCGAGUUUCGGGAAAGCUUCCUCUUUGAUGCUGUUUGCUUAUGUCAGUGGCAUUCUCCAUCACCGAGUGCAAGAAUUGGAGCCCAUUAUUCUCCGUAUGUAGGGACAUUUCGGCUUGAUUGGAAAGGUCCACCUUUCCGAAAUGUUCUGUCGUCUUCUCAGCGACAUGCUGUGAGAAUUCCCAUUGAAACCUGCGAAGAAAUGCAAAUAGCAUCGUCCAAUUUAGACCGGGAACUACGCACUUCACUACUCGUUGAUCUCUACGAGAAGAUUGCUAAAGAACAUUUAUCUUGUGAUAGGGAUAGUUUGCGACGUAUAAUUGUUUUGGCAACCUUGGGUGUACCUGCAGAAUAUAGGAUUAUUGUCGAGCGUGUGGUAUCUGAGAUUAAAAAAGUGUACAUGAGGGCGUGUACACAUGCUAUAUAUCAGUAUAUGAAUCAGAGCUCACUUUUUCGUCAAAUUGUUUCACCAUUAUGCCUAGAUAAUGCCGAGGACAACCAGUCGACUCUUUUCAAACAAGAGAUUAUGAGUGAAGAAGGACGUUUCGAGGUAUCUUUACUUUUUAAUGCAUCUGCUUCUUCUUUGAAAGCGUCGUUGCCCUGGGGUGUGAGAACUCAUCAAUUUUUCAUGGACUUGCAAAAUAUGUGGAUGAACCGAUUUGAUAGACUUGUUAUAUUUGACACAACAACUGCUAAUUGGAAAACUGAUGCUGAAGGAUUCCUUGGUCAAUUAGAAUGCUCAAUGAGAGCAGCUUUUACUAAACUGAGAAUUGAAUUCUACACUCAAUUGGAGCAGAUCUUGUUUGGUACAAUUCGAGAGUCUGGGAGAUUCAUGUCGUUGGAUUCGCAGACUUUGAAAGAAAGCGAACUAGGACGUAUUUUCUUGGCUGUGCGUGUUUUUCUUGUGAAUCACGUUAGAACCCUUAUUCUUGACGCCUUGAAAGACCUAGUGUUUUUUUUUGAGUCUGCUGGGGACUCUAUUGUCCCGCUUUCCAAGGCUCGAAAAAGGCCCCUUCUUGAAGUUUCUCUCACUGUUGGCGGGUGUGGCUUGCCGCGUUCAUCAUCUUUUGCCCGGCUUAGGUUCGGCAUAGCUGAUCUUUUGGAUGAGUUGCUUGAUAGUGCCAAUAGUCUUCCCACUCCUGAGGUUGUCAUCAUGCGAACACUCGAUUUUGAAAGACGCUCAUUAAACUCAUUUGAUGCCGCUGAACUUUCUAUGAAGGCUGUCCUGGUGAAGUGUCUUGAUGCUACUGGCUGUGUGAUUGAAGAGUUGACGGAAAAGUACUCGGAGUUUUCAAAUUUACCACCACUAACUGGAGCCUACUUUACUCGGGUAAAGAGCACAACAAUUCAAGAUCAGGUUUGUUUACUUCGUGAAGGUUUGGAGAAAAUUGGCAAGAAUUCUCCAGAUGUUGUGUUUUGCGGUUGUAUCGCCAUUAAUUGUACCGAAGUUAAGAGGUAUUAUUCUGAACAGUGGUUGCGUUAUAUUGAAAAUUAUUUGGCUGCAAUUCAGAGUGAUUUUCUGACAUAUCUGAUAGCAUCUGUGGAAAGGUGUCGUUGCCAUAGCGAGAGGUUGAGUAAGGAGCCCAAAAGUGUUGAGGAAUUGGAAGAGUUAUGCCGUGUUAUUAAGGACACCGAAACUCUCUCGAAGGAGGUCGAAAUGAACGAUUGCAAGAGGGUAAUCGAAUGGUUUGAGUGCUUGGAGAGUCUUAGAAUACCUGUGAAUGUGCAAUUGUACGCAGCAGCGGUGGAAUUGAUGCGGCGUCCAAGUGAGUUGAUGAAAUUAGCCUGGGAGGCUGAUGAAAUCCGUGCCAAAAGUAGACCGUUCCUUAUUGAGAAGCUGGGGGCUUUGCGUAACAACACUCGUAGUCAAGUGACGACAAUACGCGACGGUGUAGAUGAGCUAUUGAGCUUGUUUAACCUUGAUGUUUGUGAUAUAGCGGCUCAGACCUGUGAGGAGCUUCGGGUUAUUGUCGAUCAGGUUCUUGAGGCUAUUGACCACAUUUCUUAUUGUGAGCGAUCUCUCGAAAUUGAAGAAGUAGACUCUUUUGAGGAUUUUUUUCCUUUACUGAAGAGCUUUGAAGUAUUGGAACAGUUUUGGGGCGCUGUUUUUGAUUCAACUGUUGUCAAAGACUAUUACAAGUGCUCUGUUAACAAUCUUGCGGCUGAAAAGAUGAUCGAAAAUGUUCAGCAGUGUCGACGACUUCUUCACUCUUCCACGCGUAGUCUUCGUGCUUAUCCAGGAUUGGUGCGGUUAGGUCGCCAACAGGAACAAGUAUUGACUGAUUUUGAGUCACUUGAGGGUAUUCUUAUAUGUAUAACGACCCCAGGUCUUCGCAAAAGUCAUUGGAAAGAAAUUGCACGUAUUCUUGGUCCAGAACUAAAAGGCAACAAACAAAUCGAUUCAAGUGUAACAUUACGAACCCUACUGGAGGCUGGUAUUCAAGAUCACCUCGAUGAAUUACAGCGAGUGGUGGACCCUGCUCUUGUUGAUUUUAACACAGAAGCUGCUUUAGAACGUAUGAAGAGCGAAGCCAAAAAGACUCGUUUUCUCUUUGAGCUUGUUGGAGGAACCAAGGAUGCUUUUGCCUUUUCUCCUGCAUGUAAAGAAUCUAUACGCUGUCAAUUGGAGUCAUUUCUUUAUGAUUUGAGAAAGCUGCGUCUUCAUGAUUCUCUAAGUCAUUUUGUUGUGAACUCCAUUAGUGAAUGGAAGGCUGCUUCUGAAAAGAUGAGAGGUACUUUGCAAAGCUGGGAGGAGGUUGAACAAGAAUGGAUAGAAAUUUUACACUUUGGCAUGACCCUUGAUUCAAUGACCGAUGAUGAGGUGCCUGUGCCUGGGUCUCGUGAAUGGAAGUUUUUACACGAGAAGGUAAGCUCAAUCAAUGACAUUUUUAGAAUUUUGUCCACAACAUUACAGAAACCACAGUACACUCUUUUUACCGCCAUGAUGCAGGAAAAUAUUCAAGAAGAACUCACUUUGGCGUGUACAAUUUUGAGUGACAUUAAGAAGGUACUCACAGGAUUAUUUGAUUCGAAACGAGAGGCAUUUCCAAGAUUUCACUUCCUUAGUGAUGCUGAGAUGUUUUCAUUUCUUUCGGUAUUGAAUAAGACGUCGUUGACGCGUUUGCUUUCAAAAAUGUACAGUCGUGUUUUCGAUGUUAAUGUCGAAAGUAAUGCAGUCACGGCGUUUAUCACUGUUGAUGGGGCAACACUUAGGGCGGAGGAGCCAAUUGCCUUAUCACCAGUUCCCAUUGAGCGUUGGAUGGGGAUAUUUGACAAGAACAUGCGCUUCUCUUUGCUUCGUGAAUUGCACAAUUCUGUUGAAAGCCAUUACCACCUCGAUCCUUUAACCUGGUUGCGUGAUUCAUGUGUACAGGUGGUUGACGUGGCUCUUCGUGUGAUUCACAAUCGAGAUUUGCGUGAAGCUUUAUCUAUUGCGGGUAGUGCUGGUAUUACUGCUUAUUCAAAGCGUUUGAAGGAUCUUACGGAAGAAUAUAUACGUCUCGCUGGUGGAGGUAUGGAUGGCAUGGAACGCCGCGUUUUUUCUAGUGCAAUUACACUCCUUUUGCAUUGCGGACGAGAAGUUCAAAUGAUAUUGAAGUCAGGUGUGCAAACAACAGAGGAUCUUGAUAGAACAGCCAUGCUGCAGACUGUCAUGGACAAUGAUGGAAUUGCUGUUCAAAUGCUGGGAUUUCGUUUUAAGUAUGGGAUGGAGUUUUUGGGCAACUACACUGUUCCCAUGUUAACUCCUGAAUUCGUCGAAAAGGCAUUAUACUCUGUUUUUGUGUCUUUUUCAGCGCCAUCUUUUCCCAUACUUGUGGGAGAGCCUGAGGAGGGCUCCUCUCUGGAAUAUUGUGCUCAAUAUCUGGGUCGUUUUUGGUACUGCAUUCAAUGCCACCCGCAACUCACAUUGGAAAGGAUAGCGCGGGGAAUGCGCGGCGCUUUGAGUGUGGGUGCUGUGCUUUGCUUAAAGGAUGUUGACCUCUUGAAAAUGAGUCUUCUUCGACCCAUCACCAAGCUGCUCCAAAGCGUUGAAUCUGCAUGUCGGACCGGGAAGGAGCUGCAUGGGGGUGGCCUUCCCGAGGUGUAUUUUGAAGUAGAUGGCGACACCAUGUCUGUGCAUAGAGACCCCUGCUUUCAAGUUGUUCUCACCGCACGCGAAUACAAUGCAAUUCCGACGAGUCUCGGUCUCGCGUUUCGACCUAUUUUCUUGCCACCUGUUGAUCUAUCAGUACUUGCGCAGGGUACUCUUCAGGCGCUUGGUUUUUCUCAAUGCAUGGCCGUGGGCCAAAGAUUGGCGGCAAUGUACGCUCAGUUUAUGGAGGUUUCACCAUCUAUCUUUACAUUAAGGAGUUUCUUGUUCUUCAUACGGGAUGCUGCUAAUAAUGAUUCAGGAACAUUGGCAGAAAAUCUCUGUACAUCUUUUUUGUACCAGUUUUGGCAGGUGGUGCGAACGAGUGAGCUCCUAGGAAAACUACUGGAAUGGAAUGUGGUACAUACGCUUGGCAUUUCGCAAGAACUCUGGGAGGAUGCGUUGACACGGGUCAAGGCAAUGUCAGGGUUUGACGGUCUCUUGGAGCAGUUCACCCGUUUUAUAACAUUUAAUACAAACGUGGUGCUUGUGGGACCUGUUUACUCUGGGAAGACAAGACUUUGGAAGCGAUGGGUUGGCAAUGCACACUAUGCUGUGUUUUCUUUUCGUCUGAUGAGUUCUGCCGAGGUCUAUGGUGACGCCCGCCAACCAGGUCUCCUUAGUUCUUUGGCAAAGCGAUGGGAUCCACUGGUAAACCAUACAAUUAUCAUUGAGGGCGCAAGCCUUUUGCGGGCGUCCAUUGCUUUUGACGCGCCAACGUUUCAGAGGAUCCGGCCGUAUUCAUGGGCAGAAUCUGUGAAGAGCCCCCUGAUGCGUGUCAUCAUGGUUACAUCUGCGCUUGAUAACGCUAAUCCGCGUGUGAUGACAGAUUUUGCUGUCUUCGCCUUGUCUGGACCAACCAGUUGGAAAGCGUAUCUGAAGGAGCUUCUCCUAUCCGAACCGAGCUACCAUGCGGCGGUUGCCUUCCCUGUCAUGGCGAGUUUAAUCGAUGGUAUUAUGGACACGCGACUCUCCCUGGAUCAAUCAGAUGUGCCUCACGAAAACAAGUUUUCUGUGUCCCAGCGAUGCUCUCAUUUGUACAAGCGCUGGUUUGUCUAUGCACAGUCGCGGUGUACGAGUCGUGAGGAAUGGAUUAGCGAGUCAGCCUUUGCUUUGCAGUGUGCCGUAUUUGCGACCUGCUGGUCUCUUGGUUUACGUCUGCGUGAAGAAGAGCGUUCUGUUUUGUCUGGAGCCCUUGAGAAGGUGCAGUCAAAACUGAACAAGGUGGCGAAGGAAAUUGGCUUUACCGAUGAUGUUCUGCCGCCUCUCGAGAAUGACAUUCUGUUCUACAUUGCAACUCCAGUUGGGUGGAAGAGGCUUGGAAAAUCGGCAGUGGAGGCCGGCUUUACUAGUGUGUGGGCUCAUGGAACUGCUGAGUUGGAUCUUCAGAAGCGAGUCUGGUCGCAUUUUUUUCACUUUCCCUCACGUGAGACGACACUUACGGCAUUGGAACAUUUGAUUUGUGCUGGACAGCCCAUGAUCCUUAUUGGAAAGGGCGACCAGGGCAAGUCUACCAUCCUGCGCCAUAUGCGGAAGAACGAGCAGUGGGAGCACCAGAUGGUGUAUAACAACGAGGGAUGUAAGGCUGUUGAAGUACAGGAAAUAUUGCUACAGAGUCUCUCGUUGCGUCAGUCAAAGUUAUACGGACCUUCUGUAGGACGGAGGCUGGUGCUUUGUGUCGAUGAUGUACACCUUUCUGGUGACAAGAGUUCCUCCCAAGCCAUGGAUCUCUUUUCAUUUAUUAACCGUUUCUCCGCCAUAUGCCCACCUUCGGUCGGGUACAUUCCCAUCACCGAUGUGGUGUGCGUAGGGAGUUCCCCCCCUGGGUCUUCGUACACCGCAGAGGUGGAAGGCACCAUGGUUAGACUCUGGCUACCUCAUCUUGAGGAAUCGGAGGUGUUGAAUGAGGUUCGAAAUCUCCUUAACGCUGCUUGUGCGACACGCCGAGGGUUAGUGCUGCCGCGAGAGGUUUGUGCGUUUCUCGCCAGUGCCCAGGCCGCCGCAUUGCACCUGAUGUUCCAUGAGCUUGUAGGGAAGCGACGCGGCACAUCCGCAGAGGCCGACAGACUGGUGAAUGGAGAAGAUGAUGAUGCUCCAAAUGAAUACAAUCCACGUCGUACCUUUGGCUCCGAUUUUAAAGGCAGAGUCCCUCUCUCGUAUAUAAACCUGUUCAUGAAAAUAUCGGAUCGGGUGUUGCGUUUUCUCAGUACGCAGUGGGAGGACCGUGACGCCGUGAUAAAUGUUUUCUGCACGGUGUAUGCCUUCUACACGACUAUGUUACAUGCUCCAGAGCAGCAGCAGCAACUUCAAAUAUUGCUGAAACAAUCAGCCAAUGCAACCCUCAACAAUUGUUUUGGGUCAGAUCCAGUCUCUUUUGAGCAGAUUCGCGACGAGCCCGUAAUGGAAGGAUAUGGUGACACUGAAUUACCGCCUUAUACCGCCUCAAGUGCACAGGAGUGGUUGCGAAAGUAUGAAGCUGCUGUGGCAUCAAAUGUAAUUGAAGAGCCACUCAACACCGACAACAGCACAGCCGUAGUCUUUGUCCCACCACCAAUACAGGGGCGAAAAUCAGCGGCUGUUUUAAAAAAGGCACUGGCGCCGCGGGUUUCGCAGGUGAAGUACGCGUCACGUUGGAUAACUUUUUUGACUGCGACACUUCACCAGUGCCUGCGACAGGAGCAGACUCACGUCGCGCUUAUUGGACCUUAUGACCGAGGAAUUCGUAGGGCUAUUCGUGUGUGGGCGACCGCAGUGCACGUUCAUGUGGCUUUCCUUCGCGACAAUUACGCCGGACCCACCGCCAAUGAAUACUUCAAGAAGGAUCUCAUUGAUAUCUUACAACAUACGUGCCGCCACGACGGCAGACUGGUAGUAUUCGUCCCCAAUAGCAUGCUUGCGCUAGGAUGGCCGAUGGGCCAACUAGAUGCAAUUGUGCGCGGUGGCAACAUGUCACAGCUCUUCACGUUCGACGAGCAGUUGUUUCUGUUGCACGGCAGACGGGGCAUCCGACGCACUUCUGGACGACUAACAGUGAGCGAGCACGCAGAGUUACGCCGCCGCGUCUGCAGGCGCCUGAGCCUUGUAGUACACUUCCAGAGUCAUGAAGAGGUGAUACGCGUGGGGAAAACAAUGCCUUUGAUUUCCAUAAUGUCACCAGUGCCGUUGCGGGCGUCAGAAAUGCUGAAGGAGCUCGUUGACAUACUCCUGAGCACAGACGAAUUUGAUCACCAGGUAGCACUCGAUACUUCUUUGAGGGUCAGCAACAACAACAACGACAUGAGCGUCUCAAUGAUGUCAGAUGUCACAGAGUUGGCUGCGCGUCCCUAUGCACAGCUCUUGUGUGAUAUUUUCGAUGCGAUGAAACUGAACAUUAACCUGCAGGUGGAACAGCUUCUAGAAUUUGUUUUUCAGGCCCAACAGCUCCGAUGGUUUUUGUGGAAGCUUCGUCGCCAUUCUGCACAAUCGCGACAUAUCGCUGAAUUGCCCAAUGCCAUUAUCGCCAAGAAAGAAGAAUAUGAAGCAUCUUACAACGAGGCAGCUCAAGCAAAGGAGACUGCUGAACAGCAGAUGCGGGUUCUCCUUGAUUACGCGGGGGAGGAAGAGCAACAGGCGUUCAUAUAUGAAAAUACAGCAAAUCGUCACCAUCAAGAGGCAACCGCUACGGAGUUAAUCAUCAUCCAGGAAGAGGAAGCAAUGCAGGCAAAGACAGGAAGCAUUGCCGCCGCGCUCACUGGUGCGUCAACACGCUUGAGUGCCAUGAAAUCCACACAAAUCAAGCAGUUUGCCACUCUGCCUCCCAUUACAAAAGGGGCGCAGCUCGUGAAGGCGGUCUGCAAGAUUCUUGGUGAGGAGGUGCCGCCUGGGACUUCCAAGGAAUUAUGGGAGUACGGCAAAUCGAUUAUGACAGCCCCAAAAUUUGCAUCACGGUUGCUAGCAGUAUUGCCGAGCAGUUUGACGCACGAGUCUUUCUCACAGCUCCACGCAUCCCUGCGUGAGGCGCGCUUUGGUGAAUUGUCACCAUUUGCUAGCGCGGUUGCGGAGUACGUCGUCAGCCUCAUGGAGGCAUCACAUGUGGGAGAGGAGGUUCGUGAGAUAUAUGCACGACUGAAUGAGAAGCGCCUCAUGUACUCAGAAUCCAGAGGCAAGAAGAGUGAUGCGGAAAAGAAGGCAGACGAGGCCUCAAGAAAAGCGGGAAGCGCCCACGCGGAGGCUCGGGCUUUAGAGGAGAAGUGUAAACACUUCAGUUCGGUAAUGGAGGAUGCAACGAAACGUCAACACGCUCUCGUGCUGCUUACCGAUAUCGUUGACCGCUUCGCUCCAUUUCACUCUCCAGAGGAGGCGGCAGCAAGAGAGGAGAUGGCAGAAAUCGGAGAGGGAGCUGUCCUUAUGGUGGCUGCUUACCGUGCCUUCUUUGCAGCGUUACCGGCGACGGAGCAGCAAUUGUGUUUCGAUCAGCUAGAGUUAUUGCUGAGUUCGUGGGAUGUUGCGAUGCCGAAAAACCUACAGGAUCCCAUUGUCUCGUUGUUAUUUCCGACUAUGACUGAUAUUACCGACAGCGCGCUUGUAAGAACUUUCUCUAUUCAUGAACGACUGUGUGUAAGUGCGCUAUUACAGAGGACACAUCUUCACUGGCCAUGCUUUGGUGGAGUGCGUCCGACCUUUGAGAGGGUUGUAAAUCAGUGUCUCAAGUCUAUGUGCGGGGACUGCAUAGUGACAUCGGCGCUUGACAAUAACUUCUCUGAGGGUUUAUUGGAGGCGGCAAAAAAUGGUUGGGGCUUGCUGCUUUGUGAUGUCAACCAGCAUUUUUUGCUGAAAAGACUACGUGCGUUGCUACUCCUCCAGCCAAGUUUGCGGGAGGCGCGGAUGCGGAAUGAUCCAUUGAAAUGUUCAUUAUUUGGGGAAAACGUGGAGAUUAACCCCUCCUUUUUCCUUGUAUGCGUUUCGUCUGCAGUUGUGCAGCUCGAUGAGGCAGGCCACGCGGCGUCGCGGCUCAUGACAAUUACCAAUUUUCACCUCACUAUCAGUGCGAACGAUCGUCUGAACGACGCCCUUCUACUGACCCCGAAUGCCAACGAUGGGGCUGAGGUAAAUGAUCUGUUCGGCGCACCGAAAGAUGACAAGAAUGUACUCGCUAUCUUCCGCGAUGCUAUUCAUGAAGCAAGUUCUUUGCUAUGUGAGAAUAUUGAAAUUAUUACAGGAAACAAGGACGGCGUGCUCGAUCGUCUCGAUAAACUCGUCGGGGAUCUUAAUGCGUAUCAUGUCCGUGUAUCACGCAUUUCGCUUCAGCAAGAGUUUGUGCAAAAACGAGUCACGGAAUCAUGGAAAUACCUCAAGUAUAGUAUCUACUCUGUGGAGCGUGCACUCAGGGUUAUUGAGACGAAGAUCCUUGGUAGACACUGGAGUUCACGUAAGCUGGAGGCACUAAUAACAAGUGUGAUGGAGUUGUCACGACCAUACCAGCGGCGUAUCUCACCCAACACAUUUGAAUCUAUACCGGAGAUGCAUAAGGAGUUCUACGCAUCGACCAAUUUUGUCGAGCGAGUUGUUCAAGUGUUUGCUUGCGGCUGGCCAUGUGAGUUACGUGGGCUUUUCGCGUGGUAUCUACUCUCCGCCGUGAUUAAUGAAUGUGGGAUUAUUCUGCGCCUCAGAGGUGAACUGUAUUCUUCUUCUACAGUGUUGCUCAACCGUGAGCAGUACAAGGUGCUGGAUCGCUUGCUGGAUAGAAGAAUUGAUGCUAUUGACGAAGAGUUUGUUCACAGCGCGUGUGCCGCGUCAAGCGAUGCUUUGCUCAAUGAUCUAGCUUUUGUCGCUUCUCACUCUAGUAUCAGUGCCGUCGACAACCGACUUUGUGGGGAUGAAGAACAGAGUGGCGGUGGUGAGGGACUGGUGCGUAGCUUCUUUGCAAACUGGAUGAAGCUUAACUAUGUAACAUGUGAGUGGAUUGCUUCCCAUCUCUACGAUGCGUUUAUCUUCGCUGUGAAGGAGCAAAACACCGAUGGGGAGGAUGAGGUGGCUAUGCUGUACGAGUACAUUGGUCAGCAUCCAGCAAGUGUUCACUCCAUUGAGGAGUGGCUACGAUUUAGUCUAAGUGCCGGCGUUCCAUUCUCCUUGAGAGUACCAGACCUCCACCAAGGGGUAAAACGUGUUGAGCAGCGCGCCAAAGUGGCGAAUUUAUCAUACCAUUUCCACCGUAUCUCAACCCCAGAGGAGAUGGAACAACUCAUGGAUAAUGUGUCGGAGUACUUCCGUACUCGCCCCCUAAACCAAGGGCGCGGCCACUGCGUCUUGGCUAUGCUGGUUCCCCCCACCGAUGCCUCCAAUGAAAUUGUGUUUGCUGAGGCCUUGUCGGCGCAGCUCUCACGCUUCUGCCAGUACGGCGCGUGGGGCCAGCUACGGAACGGGGAUACUUCCCGCUUCCCAGUGCUAUUGUGCUGCGCGGUGCGUGACUUGCUGAGAGGCAAACACGGUGCAUGUGCUCAAAUGCUGGAGAAUUGGUGCUUUGCCAUGACAUCAGCGAUGUCACUCUCUCGGUUUCAUCUGCUGAACUUGCUGCAAGAAGACUCUGUCUUUGCGCCAUGGAAACGGGAAGGCACAACACUUUUGUUGGAAGGAUCCUACACAACAGAACGAUUUCAAGAAAGGCAAAGUGGUACUGCCAGACGGCACGGCAUUGGAACACCGCAAGUGCCCAAGAUAAUGAAUGCUAUUGAACUACACGUUGGCCUUAUUAGCUUGCAGAUCAUAAGACACGCCCUGUGGGACGAUAAGGGUUUUGGUGACGUCCUAUUCACAAUCAACCAUGGAACCGUAGAUACUGAGGACCUUUCCCUCAUCCUUCGUCUCACCGCAAUGUGGGUGCGCAACAAUCAAAGCGUGAGAGCCAGAACGACUUCAUCAAAGCGGCGUUCGGUGCGUUUGCCAAGUCGAUUAAGCCACAAAGUCUCUGUUGCUGAAGAUGAAAACGAUGGGCAGAGACAAUACCUUGAACGCGUCAAAAGCGUGUUUAACAAGAUAGCUUACAGUAUCUAUGCGGCUCGUGUGUGUGGCCCGCAUUGCAGCUUGGCUAUAGGUGAAAUCUUGCGACAACGAAUGUCCACAAACGAAUCUGAGCUGACUCAGUUCCUCAGCGCCAGCGUUGCCAUUGAUGAGACUGCAAAAAAUGGAUUUUCAGAUUCAGCAUUCCUUAAUGAGCUUCAACAGUCAAAUGAUGAUUUCUAUGGGCUUUGUGGAGAUGAUACUUCUGCUGAGGCUUACCGCGAUCUGAUCGAUGGCUACGUGCGGAACCUUCUGUACGGUAGUCGUAUCCCGCCUAAAUUAGAAGUACCCGCCGAUUAUGCAGGUGCGGCGCAAAGCACGAAGAGUACACCACUCACCACUCCUUCUGCUUCCUCUUCUACUGGUAUUGCUUUGAAAAGUGAGUCGCCAGCUAUGGGUGAUAUCAUUGAAUUGAUGUUUCUUUGGGAAGAUGGUCACGGUGAGAGGCUCGAUGUGGCGCUGAAAGCUGCAGGGAACGUAGAAAUGGCUGCACGUGUGCGAGCGGCAGUGGAGCGGCUCCGUUGUUGGAUGCCUGGUGACACACUUGCCGUAUGGCUGCCAUCUCUGCGACAUCCACGACUCCUGCUGCAUGCUUUCGCGGCACAGGCGGUGAGCCGCAAAGCGGAUGAGCUUCAUCGUGUGGGUAUGGUGUUGGUGAUACUGCGGCGGUAUAAUCUUCUGCAUGAUGACAUUGUCCUCACUGACGCGUGGCCGUCGAGCCCUCUAGAGCAGGAGGUACUCCUGCACACUGACUGGGACGUUUCUUGUCUCUCGUGGAAGAAAAGCGCUGGUACAGAGGACACAGAGGAGGAUGUAAUCAUUGCUGCACGCUUCCAGAGAGUGUCGGAUGGGGAUUCAGCAGGGCGGCUGAACGACGUGAUGUGGGACGUGCGGCCCGGUGAGAAGCUUCUAGAACAAGUUACCACCACACAACUAAACCGACCUAGCAUUGUCUUUUUGACCGGCAUCACCCCAGAUGUGUUCCCUACAACUUCGGAAGUGCAGGCCUCGAGUGCGCUGCCUCUGGUCUGUGCCGUCCCCACAGCAUCGAAGCUUGAUGCGGAGACCGAGUGGCGCAAGCUCUUUGACCUGCCUCUGUAUGUCAUAUUGACGGGGAGCGAUGGCAUUCAAAAGAAGCAAACAGCUCCACUGAGCCGGCGGCGACACACGGUGGGGGAGGCUGAUCCGACGUUCUCUGUGUCGCGAAGGGCUGUGCAGGAGUCGUCACUGUCUGUUCUUCAGAGCAGUCAAAGUUUUUUCGUGGUGAUCUCGUAG
Trypanosoma grayi is the source of this 12621-nucleotide messenger RNA. RefSeq lists its product as hypothetical. Gene Ontology annotation, biological process: microtubule-based movement. Gene Ontology annotation, cellular component: dynein complex. Bases 1 to 12621 code for a protein of 4206 amino acids. Gene Ontology annotation, molecular function: dynein intermediate chain binding; ATP binding; dynein light intermediate chain binding. Lineage: Eukaryota; Euglenozoa; Kinetoplastea; Trypanosomatida; Trypanosomatidae. The record is from RefSeq and is a predicted model, not a curated record. The transcript has a single exon.